ACGAUAGUACCUGGACGGCUGGACCCAACAUACCGAAUCCGACGCUCCAUCGAGUGUGUGCGGUGGCGGCGGGAGGAGACGAAAGAGAAAUAUGCAGGCGGUGGCACGGGCGGCGCGUGGGCUCGCGGCUGCGGCGGUGGCACGGGCGGCGCGUGGGCUCGCGGCUGCGGCUGCGGCUGCGCGGCCGUCGGUGAUGGAGGCAGGGCACAGCGGGCAGGUGCAGCAAGCUCGGGGCAUCGUGGUGCAGGUGAGGGACGGGAAUCUGGAGCCGGCGCUGUCGAUCAUGGAGCGCAAGAUGCGGUCCAGCGGCACGGAGCGCCUCAUCCGGGCGCACACCCUUCUCGACAUCAAGGACUCGGAGAACCGCUUGCUCGCGCUUAAGGAGCUUAUGCAGCGUGUCCGUUCCCAGGAGCUCAUGCUCCGCAAGAUCGUCAUCAAGCAGAUCAGAACCAUGGAGGAGGAUAAUGCAGACUGGUGCGAUGAAAAUGUUAAGAUAGCUUGUGAAAUAUUUGCUGAGGAAGUAAGAGCAAAGAACAGAUCAGGUUCUCACUUAAACAAGCUUGGGUACAACAAUGUAAUGGUCAAGUUCAAAGAGAGGACAGGGAAAACUUACAGCGAGCUACAGUUCAAAAAUAAAUGGGACAAGCUGAAAAAAGAUUAUAGUAAUUGGAAACAAUUGGGAAAAGAGACAGGAUGUGGUUGGGACCCUAACAAGAAGUUGUAUGUUGCUCCAGAUUGGUGGUGGGAGAAGGCAAACAUACAAUUCAAAGGCAUUAGCAAGUUUAAAGACAAGUCACUUCAAAAUGCAGAAGAAUUGAGUGUCAUGUUUGAAGAUCUUCGGAACACCGGUGAUGAUCACUGGGUCCCAACCAGUGGUGAGCUACCCCAAGACACUGAAGCACAAAUACACGAUGCCAUCAACAUUGAAGAUGAAAAUGCUAGUGAUUGUGGGGAAGACACACCAUCUAGUUCCACAUCCAAGAGACGUCGUGUGGUUGUGACAGAUAAAGGUAAAAAACCGAAGACUACGGGAGGACAAUGGAUGCAAGACCAGAUGUCUAAACUUUUUGAAUUGAAUAAGCAGACAACAACAUCUUGUGAGUCUAUGGUCCUGGCAAGAACACAAGAGACACCUGGAUCUUCUAUAAAAGAUGUUAUGCAAUUAGAUAAAGGUAAAAAACCGAAGACUACGGGAGGACAAUGGAUGCAAGACCAAAUGUCUAAACUUGUUGAAUUGAAUAAGCAGACAACAUCUUGUGAGUCUAUGUUCCUGGCAAGAACACAAGAGACACCUGGAUCUUCCAUAAAAGAUGUUAUGCAAUUGGUGAAGGCAUGUGGUGCUAUAGCUGGCAGCAAAGAGCACUUCAUUGCAACUCAAGUCUUUACAAAAAAAAAUGAAAGAGAAAUGUUCUUGACUUUGGAUACACCCGAGGAGCGCUUUCAGUGGUUAUCAAUGAAGUAUGAAUGGAUGACAAUGAACAAGAAGGGCUAGUUAGAGCUACUUUGUUAUGCAUUUAUCGUGUCAUUUUUUGUUUUUACCUUACCAAACUUAUCUAUUAGAAUAAAUUCAAACAUUCUGGGGAAACAAUUAGUAGAAAAUUUAUGGAAAUUUUCUGUUGUGUGGUGGGCAUGUCCAACCAAUAUACAAGGCCUAAAGAUCCAAACUUUCGUAAUGUGCACGAUAGGAUAAGAAAUGAUCCAAGGAUAUGGCCACACUUUAAAGAUUGCAUUGGAGCCAUUGAUGGGACUCAUAUUUGUGCAAAUCCACCUCCACAAGAUUUUCUUAGGUACCUAGGAAGAUCUGGUAAAGCAACACAAAAUGUGAUGGCAGUUGUUGAUUUUGACAUGCGUUUCACCUUUGCCUCUAUUGGUCAACCUGGUUCCAUGCAUGAUACAAGUGUUCUCUAUAAUGCUCUACAAAUAGAUGAAGAUAUCUUCCCACAUCCACCUCUGGGGAAAUAUUAUGUUGUUGAUGCUGGAUAUUCGAAUAGACCUGGAUACUUAUCACCAUAUAAAGGUCAAAGGUACCACGUUCCAGAGUGGAGAAGAGGCCCGGCUCCUAGUGGCGAGCAAGAGAUGUUCAACCAUUUGCACUCAAGUCUUCGCAAUGUUGUUGAGCGUGUAUUUGGUGUAUGGAAGAUGAAAUGGAGAAUUCUUCUCAACAUGCCAAAAUAUCCAAUGGUAAAGCAAAAGAUGAUUGUUGCAGCUACCAUGUGUCUCCACAACUUUAUUCGUCAACAUCAUGCACUUGACAAGGAUUUUGAGAGAUGUGACCGAGACCAAGAUUAUGUGCCCACUAUACCAGCAAGGUAUAGGAACCAAGCCCUUUCUCAAAGUUUAUUGGAUACCACAUCACAUGCUAAUGACAGGACAAUGGACAGAUUCCGUGAUGAUCUUGCUCUUGCUAUUAGUUCAUCUAGGGCAUAAGCUUAAGGAUAUUUGGAUUUUAUUUUAGCCUCCUUUUGGGCAUGUGGUUGUAUUUUGUUGGACCUUAAUGAACAAUAAUGGAUGCAUCCUGCCCCGUUGUUCCCUUUCGAUC
Messenger RNA from Zea mays, 2539 nucleotides. RefSeq names its product PIF-like orf1. NCBI's taxonomy places the organism in Eukaryota, Viridiplantae, Streptophyta, Magnoliopsida, Poales, Poaceae. The transcript has 4 exons. The record is from RefSeq and is a predicted model, not a curated record. The coding region runs from base 92 to 1492 and encodes 466 amino acids.